Messenger RNA from Ostrea edulis (European flat oyster), 2121 nucleotides. RefSeq lists its product as uncharacterized. The transcript has 3 exons. The record is from RefSeq and is a predicted model, not a curated record. Bases 55 to 1755 code for a protein of 566 amino acids. NCBI's taxonomy places the organism in Eukaryota, Metazoa, Mollusca, Bivalvia, Ostreida, Ostreidae.
GUCCCAUUAGACAAUUUUGAACCUAGUGAGGUGAGUGAUAGGCGCAAAUGGAGAAUGAAGAUAGAGAGCGUGUUACCAUUUCCAGUAUCAUUGUUUUCAAUCAGUUUUGGGAACUACAUUGGCAAUUCACUUUCUUUAUGGAAAAUACCAUGUGCAAAUGAAAGAAGUGCUGAAAAAGAACUUGAAGUAGUGACUCACAUUAAGGACAAAAUGCCUGUGUUUUCUACCAGAGCAAUAAGGAAAGAGUUUUUUGAAAGAUAUCCGAAUCUGAAACCAUAUGAACUGAGAAAUAUGUUCUUCAAGCUUACAAAUUUUGAAUACUGUGCAGAGAAUCAAACCACUGCAGCUGUUGAUGAACGAUUCUUGAAGUUUAUUUUAUCUAGUGAUGAUGAAGACUUAAUAGUGGACCUUAGGAAAAACAAUGGCCGUCCUUGUGACCCGAAGCUACAACCAUUUUGGGAUGAACUUGCCAAGUUACUGGAGGAGGUUUCAACAGUGGAUGAUCGCCGCCAGCAUUCAACAUCCUAUCUUCCAUUUGCAAUUUCUAUUGAUGAUUUACGAGAACAAGUGAAAGCAAGACUUCCUCCAGGUGAUCCGACUCCUUCAAAUUCCUGGAUCAGACUGAAUUUCAUGCCAUCUAACCCAAUGGCUAAAACGGCAGCAAACUACACCGGCAGAUUCAAUGUUAAAUAUGCUGUACAGCAACGAUUGCUGCGUGCACAACAUGAUGAUGCAUCCUUUGCCUUACAUCAGUUCUACAUGUUGAAAGACAUGGCCGUCCAGUACAGGGAAUUUGCUCACAUGCAGUGUCUUGAUGAUAAAGCAAUCGUACCCAUAGGUGAACCAUACCGACCUGUUUCCACUGGUGUUAGGGCACAUCAUCAAGGACUGACAAUUAGCAAUAGCAAAGGCCUACUUUGUCUCGAUCACGAUUACAGCAUUGCUGGGAUGGUACCUUCAGUGUGCUUUCAAGUGUCUAUUCCUGAAAAUUCCAGAGAUUCAUUUCAUUCAGGAACCUUACAUAUUACACUGAAAGACAAGGUAUUCCAGAGCUCCACUCCAUUUAGGCAUGGUAUGGAAACCAUCAACAUUUUGCGGGAGUUUCAUAGUCAUGAUGAUGUGAAUUUGGAUAAGCCAAUACUCUUCCGUUAUACAGAUGGUGGUCCUGACCACAGGACAACAUUUCGCUCUGUUCAAGUUGCUGCUUUGCUGGAAUUUAUAAGUUUGGAUUUAGACUUGCUAGUCUGUGUUAGAACAGCCCCAAACCAAAGCUAUAAUAAUCCUGCAGAGAGGAUGAUGUCAAUUUUGAAUAUUGCAUUGCAGAAUACCGCCCUUUGUCGUACAGCCAUGUCUGAGGGAAGAGAGCUACAAGCAAAGCGAUUGACAUCACUUGCUUCCAUACGAAGAUAUGCUGAGAAAAAUCCAGAUUUCAAAACUGACUAUAUAGAUUCUAUUCAGGAGCCUAUCACUAUUAUUUCUGAACGAUUUCAGAAACUUAAACUAAAAGGAAAACCUGCUCAUGUGCACAGUGCAGCAACAGAUGGAGAAAUCAAAGAUCUGCUUGAAAUUAUUCAUGUGCUCGAUCAAGACUACAAAACAGAAGAUAUUUCAAACUUUGAAAAAUCUAGGAUGGUUCAUGCAUUCAUGAAGUCACAUGCAAGGUUUCGCCAGUAUUCCUUUCAGCCAAAGUUCGCAACUAUGUUGUCUGCCAUGACUGUGGAAAAAGACGGGUUGUGUAUUCUGCUGCAAAACUAACUAGGGAGCAAGAAACCGCAGUCACUCGUGUGAAGGAAGAGCUGCUUUACUCAUGUGGUAACCCUCUUUUCCCUGGUGGUGCUUACCAAGAUAUUAUCAUCGUUAAGGAGGGGAUGAAUUGUCAGAGCCCCAUGGAGACCACGUACUAUUCUGGAACUGCCCAGGUGUUUGAGUCUGUGUGUUUUCAUUGUGGCAAAGACGAAGAUUUGGCUGAUAACGAUGAAAUAAACAAUUUAAGGUCGAACUAUCUUGUUCGUCCCAUUUGUAACCACUGUGUAGCCAGUGGAAAGGAGCCGGUUACACGAGCAUCAAAGAAACAGCGAAAAUAAAUGUACAUUACAGAAUAAAGUCGAUAAUGAAUCAAAA